Messenger RNA from Egretta garzetta (little egret), 921 nucleotides. It is a transcript of the gene CD200, whose product is annotated as CD200 molecule. The coding region runs from base 1 to 921 and encodes 306 amino acids. The record is from RefSeq and is a predicted model, not a curated record. The transcript has 6 exons. Gene Ontology annotation, molecular function: cell-cell adhesion mediator activity. NCBI's taxonomy places the organism in Eukaryota, Metazoa, Chordata, Aves, Pelecaniformes, Ardeidae.
AUGCUUUUCCCCUCGUUUUUCUGGGCUGAAAUCUGCCGCCUGCUGCUGCUCUUUGGAGGCUUCCAGCUGGAGGAGCCGGUGAUGGGUUUGAAGGAAGCUGUGAAAUCUGAUAGCGUUAUUGCAGCAGCCCUUGGUGGAGAUGUGAAUUUCUAUUGCAACUUCUUGCUCUCAGUGGAUGUUUUGCAAGUCACUUGGCAGAAGAAAAAUGGGUCUUCCUUCCAGGACAUAGCUACCUACAGCCCACACCUUGGGCUGAGGCUGAUAGGGUCAUUUCAGAAGAAGGCACGUUUCACUAAUGCAACCCUGAAGAUCUCAGCUAUGACACUCCAAAAUCUCACAUUUGAGGAUGAGUCCUGUUACAGAUGCAUUUUCAACGUGUUUCCUUUUGGCUCUUUCAGCAAAGAUAUAUGCCUCAACAUCCAAACAAUUUCUGAGCUAACAGUGGAAUAUGACUCCCGCCUGUCCACUGAGGGUCUCCUCACCGCAGUUUGCUCAGCAACAGGAAAGCCUGCCCCCAAAAUCACCUGGCUGGAUGACGGAGAACUGGAUGAGUCGCCUGAGAUACACCACGUCCAACACGCAAACGGAACGAAGGGAUGUAGUGCACCCAGAACACCUGCAAAGGAGAAAGGCUUACACCAAGAGCAAAGCAAGAAAGCUGUGAGCCUGCAUGCAUCGAAGGACCAGCAGAUUGCUUAUCAAAAUAAGAAACAGACACCAGGCUCCUCACUUCACAAACGUCUACCAGAGGAAGCAGAGAACCUGAAGAGCAACAUCCACAACACGUUUGAGAGAGGACCUGUUGGGUUAUGCGUCAAGGAGCUUGGCUGCGCAUCCAUGAAGGAGGACAGAGAGGCAGUGGUAGUUGGGGGAGUCCAAAUAGCACCCCACCUCAGCUGCUCCCAAGCUCAGGAGGAAUAG